GUCACCUUAAAUUAAUAUUUUUUUUAUUCAUGUUUCUGAAAUCUGAAUUUUAAUGCAGGCUGCGGUCGUAUAUUGAUGUUUUCAUCUUUUCUUUCAACUUUUAAUUCUAUUCAAUUUGAUUAAAUAGUGUAAAUAUAUAAUAUCAGAUCAGAAAAAGCUUUCAAGUACAUCGAUAUUACAUCUAUUUCCAUGCUGUCGGGAUUGUCAAUGAGAAUGCCAUGUUUCAAGUGUUCAUUUGUGUGCUUCUUUCGAUGAUAAAACCAAAAACCAUCAUAGUUAUUACGGUCUGAUUGAUGAUUAUAUACUAAGGACUAUGGUUACGGUGCAGCAUUGAGUGAUUAGUUUCAUAAUGCCGGUGCAGCAAAUAAACGUGAAGAACUCUUCUGAUAUUGAAAGCUGGGAAUGGGGUGGAGGAUGUGGCAGGGAGGCCGUACGCGCAGGGUCUGGGAGUAGCCAAACCUCCUGCAGCAAUUCUAGCGGUGAUAUUUGUCGUAUCUGCCACUGCGAAAGCGAAGUACAUAACCCUUUACUAGCACCCUGCUAUUGUUCUGGAAGCCUCAAAUAUGUGCAUCAGAGUUGUCUUCAACAAUGGCUAACAGCUUCUGAAACAAGGUCAUGUGAACUAUGCAAAUUUAAUUUUAUUAUGCACACAAAAAUAAAACCAUUUGGAGAGUGGCGUUUGUUAGAGAUGUCGGGUGUUGAGAGGCGUCGGCUGUGUUGUGCGGUGUUGUUCCACUGCGUGGCGGCGCUUUGUGUGAUGUGGUCCCUGUUUGUGCUCAUAGAGCGCGCCGUCGAGGAGGUCAACAGGGGGCUCAUUGCGUGGCCGUUUUGGACGAAGCUCGUGGUGGUGGCGGUGGGCUUCACGGGCGGCGCCGUGUUCAUGUACAUCCAGUGCCGCCAGUACCUGCACCUCUGCAACCGCUGGAGGGCCCACAACAGGAUACUACUUAUUCAAAAUGCUCCUGAGAAGAUACCAAUAUCGGGAUCACCGCCGGUGCGCUGCAAGCGGCGUGAGCGAAGCACGCGCGGCCAAGUGGUGGCCAACAUCGAGCCGCCACCGCCGCCUGCCGUCUACCACGAGGAGGACGAGAGCGGCGGCUUUGAGACCUACCGCGGCAACCCGCACCGCCGCCUGUCCGCGCUCACCGACACGCGCCCGCGCGACCACGAGCCGCACGACGACGCGCGCCGCUACUCCGACACGCGCCUCGCGCAGCCCCCGCCCGACCACCCGGCCGCUCCAUCGGCACUCGAGGGCGGCGUGUACCACAUCAACGUGGACCCGCUGGAGGCCGACAUCCGCUCGCUGCUGGCGCUGGAGGCGCGGCGCCAGGCGCGUGCGGCGCGCUCUCUGCCCAACCUGCGCGCGUCGCGCGAGAGCCUGCUACCCGCGCCCGCGUCGCCGCCCGUCGCGCCGCUGCCCUCCUGAGGCCGCGCCGGCCUCACGCUCUACCCCGACGACACGGUUUACUAGCGAACCGGCGCGCGCGCCGAGCGCUGUCCGCCCUACGAGAUCUCCACCAAGUUAUAGUGCGGGGCGAGAUCGCCGCCCGAGCGCCGACACGACUGACCUGUGAAGUGCCCGCGCGACAGCAACGACUGGACGUUUGAGUUUGCUGUGGUGAUCGGAAGCGAAACUGUAUGAAGAAGAAUUGUGCUGUGAUUCAAACUUUGUCAGGUAUGAGUGACUGGGAUCGAUGCUGCUUUUAUACUGACGCCUGUAGCUGAUUUAAUUUGUUUCAUCACGUUGAGCUUGCUCUUCUGGCUUGUGGCAAAUUAUCACACCAUAGGUACCUGGUGAACCUGCGGAAGUGAUUCUAUUCUAACUCGUUCCAAGGAUACGAAAUAUAAUAUUACAGAUGAGUUAUUUCAAAGAUGUAGGCGAUAAAUGUUUUGGGAUUUCAUUUAAUAUUAGUGUGACAAAAUAAUAGUUUGAGAGUUUUCAAUUUGAUAAUAUCCUACUUAAAGUUAGACACUGUAAAAUAUCAAUAGAAUAUUACCACAGUCAUGUAAGAUGUAUGAAAUAUGUAUUGUACUUUCGUUAACACAACUCACGCCAAUAUUAUAAGAAUAGAUGAUAACUUUAAUUUUAGUUGUUGCUUUUCCUGCUUAUUGUUCCAAAGGUAUAAGACUUUGGCUAUUAUUACAGUUUAUUGAUUUUAUAAUACCAUUAUGAGAAAUUGGCAUUAGAAUUUGCUAAGUGCUAAAACUAUAUUAAUAAUUUUGUAAAGUUAAAAAUAUCUAAACUUUAAUCAUAUUGUUUGGAAUACUUUGAUUUGUCUUGUUAAUGAAUGUCCUCUAUUGAAACUAAAAAAAAUAAGUGACUCUCAUUUUUUUUUACUGAACAAUAAGAUUAUGAUAGAAAAUAAACUAUUUAAAUAUAGUAUUUUUACAAUUGAAUGGUCUAGUCCUUAUUGCCAUGCUUUGUUUGAUUGCUUUGAUCUACUAGAAAUUAUUGUUUGAGCAAAAGGUCUGUAUUAGGUAUUCUAUUUCCGAUAAACUAAAUAUGAUUAAUGGAACUGCGAUUCAAAAUGCGUGUAAUGAUUGUGUCCAGAUCAACAAACAGCUUAGAGUAUAUAUAUAAGUAAGCUGUGGAGCGCUUACAUCGCUCAUGAGCCAUUACACCAAUCGUAAGCAGAUGUUGUAUACAGUGUUUUUUCAACUGGGACAGUAUGGGAAAUACAAAAUCAUAGGAGACAGGGAACCUUUAGAUCUUUUUUUGAAAACAAUUUCGGCACAGUCAAUUUGUUGACCAAGCGCGAGUUGUCCUAAAGCAAAUAAAACUGACAACUUCUUUUUAAUACUGAUCGACUCAGUUUCACGCCAGAAUAAUUUCAUUGUAUCGAAAGAAAAAAUCGGCACGGAGGAGUUUGUCAAAAAGUAAAUUAUUUUGCCCAGUUAGAAGAACAUACUGUACACUGACUUUAAGGUUUCGCUUUAAGACAGUGCUUCACAAUGAUUUUAGUAUGAAGUUACUUAAUUCAAAGUGAAGUUAGGUAUGGACUGUAUGUCUUGGUAGAAUUAUACCUUAAGAAUUUUUUGUAUGUUGAGGUUAACAUACCCCAUGCCUAAGGUACAUUAUACUAAAGCGCGCUCUAUAGCUAGCUUAUAUUUACUCUAAGGUGUACCAGGUCCACGAAAAUAUUGAUGCCGUCUUUCCAUUAGUUAUGAGCGAAGAAGCGUAGUGAUGCGUAUUGGAUUGAAUCCUUUAAGAUAAACUAUCCUAUAAAAUUCGACGAAUUCUCUGUUUCUUCGUACAUUCCUAAUGGAAAGACUUUCUUAGGGCAGAUUUGACAGAUUUGGACUGCAUCUAAACUACAAUCUGACUGCAAAAUUGAAGUUCGGAUGGCGUUGAUAGAAAUACGCAGUCGAUGUGCAGUCCUAGAAUGGGCGCGAAGUGUGAACUGCACGUGGACUGCGCAGUCAGUCAGCAGUUGUGGUGCAGUUAUAUGGUGUUACAUCAUUCAAAUUGCAAUAUGCAGUCGAGUUGGUGCGAACACUAAAUGAUGUAUUCGCAUUUUUUCAAAAUCCUUAAGAUACCCCAUUUAAUUUUUAUCAUACUAUUUUCUAAAUCCCAUGCUCUAUCUUUGACUUAAAGCAAAAUUUGCGACUCUAGUUUUUCUCUAUAUACCUAGCCUUUACAUUUUUUAGCAUUUAAUUGAUUAUGAUCAAAAUAUCACAUUGCUUUUAUACUGACAUACUUAUUUAACAAUUAAAAAUGUGCAAAUAAUAAUACGUACCUAACAUAUAAAUAUACGAAGAUGAAUAAUAAUAAUAUGAUAAAUAAUGUGCAAUAAAUCCAACCAACGUUACUCAUAUUAAUGUUAUAUUGUGUAUUUUUUAUCAUUGUUCAAAAGCUCUACAUUUUUAGUCUGUGAUAGAUCUGAUUAACAGCUAGGAUAUUGGUAGUUUGUGGAAGCUUUAUUUUUCCUCAUCACAUGAAAAAGAAUAUAUUUUGAUAAAACAGUUUUGUUUUGUUUUAGUAAUAAUCAAAUAUUUUUUAAUUACUGUAAAACAAAACGUUCCAGAAGUUUUUAUGGAACAUGUAUAUUACUUAUAAAAAUUUGGACAAAUUAAAUCAUCAAAUUUAUUAAAAUUAUAACUUAACAAAACAUUUAAUUGGCAUCCCAAAUAUUUGACUAUUUCUAGCAAAUAUAAGCAUGCAUUUAUUUGUUUCUCCUGGUUGUAAAAAUGAUACACAUUUUGUUUUAAAUGUUUUUGUUUUGUUUUAGCUAUACCUGGUAGUUUUAGUUUGACUAAGUUUGUAACGUUUUAUCAUCGAGUAUAUAAAUUAUAAUUAUAAAAAUGGAAUUAUAUUAAUUAUGCUGUAAAUAUAGGCAUCAUAACAUACCUAUUUAAUGAUACACAGAUAUAACAGGAGUUUGAGCCUCAUAAACUAUACAAAGGUUAUUUUUAUAUUUAUAAUCUAAAUGGAGAGGGAAUGUUGUUAGGUGAGAAACAUUUGCAAUAAUCUCCCGUACGGCACGUGACACGUGUUAUCAUCAAAUUCUGUUAGCUUAGUAUAGUGCGCUGUUAACAAGUAAUCCAAUCUAAAGUUCCAACAUUUGGUUUGCGCAGGUCAUAGACUAAGAAUUAAAUACACAAGCCCAGCUGAGAUCGUUUUUGUAUAA
Molecule: messenger RNA, 4631 nt
Organism: Maniola jurtina (meadow brown)
Lineage: Eukaryota; Metazoa; Arthropoda; Insecta; Lepidoptera; Nymphalidae
Product: E3 ubiquitin-protein ligase MARCHF8-like
Exons: 6
Coding region: 350-1429 (359 amino acids)
Biological process (GO): protein polyubiquitination; antigen processing and presentation of peptide antigen via MHC class II; immune response
Cellular component (GO): lysosome; cytoplasm; early endosome membrane
Molecular function (GO): MHC protein binding; ubiquitin protein ligase activity; zinc ion binding
Source: RefSeq, a predicted model, not a curated record